This is a messenger RNA of Parnassius mnemosyne (clouded apollo), 1977 nucleotides long. Lineage: Eukaryota; Metazoa; Arthropoda; Insecta; Lepidoptera; Papilionidae. The record is from the annotation of a GenBank genome assembly.
AUGGCUUUACUGUCGUAUGUACUUUGCGCAUUAUUAUUUUUGACAUCUAUUCAAGCAUUUUAUUUACCCGGCUUAGCUCCAGUAAAUUAUUGUAAGGCUGGUGAAGAUAGCGGGAAAUCAUGUAAAAAUGAAAUUCCCCUAUUUGUAAAUAGGCUGAAUACAGAGGAAUCAGUUAUCCCAUUUGAAUAUCAUCAUUUUGAUUUCUGCUUAUCUGAUGAAACCCAAUCCCCUGUGGAGAAUCUUGGGCAGGUUGUGUUUGGUGAAAGAAUAAGACCGAGUCCUUAUAGAUUGAAAUUUCUUGAAAAUGUCGAGUGUCAAGCUGUUUGCACAAAAAACUAUCGGGGUACUGAUCCUGAUUCAAUUAAAAAGUUGAACCUUUUAAAAAUGGGAAUGGCUUUAUAUUAUCAACAUCAUUGGAUUUUGGACAACAUGCCAGUCACAUGGUGCUAUUUGGUAAAUGAAGAUGGAAAAAUGUAUUGUAGUACUGGAUUUCCAAUGGGAUGUCAAGUGCGUAGUGAUAUGGACACAUGCACUCCAAUUGUCAACAAUAUACCAAACAAAGUUGGGGCCUACUACCUUUUCAAUCAUGUCGAUUUGGAAAUAACUUAUCACAGUGGUAAAGAAGAGGAAUGGGGUGUUGGUUUUGGUGAUAACGAAGGACGCAUUAUUUCUGCUAAGGUAAAACCUGCAAGUAUCAACCAUCCAAAUCCCGAUCAUUUAGACUGCAGUAACCGUAACCUGUUGGAAAUACCAAACACUCUACUGAAGGAUGAGAAAUUCAGUAUAACAUACUCUUAUAGUGUGAAGUUUAUUAAAAACAACACAAUAAAAUGGUCAUCCAGAUGGGAUUACAUAUUGGAGUCAAUGCCCCAGACUAACAUCCAAUGGUUCUCUAUUUUGAAUUCCCUUGUAAUUGUACUAUUUCUAAGUGGAAUGGUGGCCAUGAUAUUAUUGAGAACCCUACAUAAAGAUAUUGCAAGGUACAAUCAAAUGGAGUGUGGAGAAGAUGCUCAGGAGGAAUUUGGUUGGAAAUUGGUGCAUGGAGAUGUGUUUAGACCACCACGCCGUGGCAUGCUUCUGGCUGUUUUCCUUGGAUCUGGAUCUCAGGUAUUCGGUAUGACUUUGGUAACGCUCGCAUUCGCUUGCCUCGGCUUUCUCUCACCUGCGAAUCGUGGCGCGUUAAUGACGUGCGCCUUGGUUGCUUGGGUACUACUAGGCGCUGCUGCUGGCUAUGUUAGCGCCAGGAUCUACAAGAGCUUUGGAGGCAGACGAUGGAAGAGCAACAUCCUGCUUACAUCAAUGGUGUGCCCUGGAGUGGUGUUCUCUUUAUUCUUCAUAAUGAAUCUUGUAUUGUGGGGAAAAGGCUCAUCUGCAGCAGUGCCCUUCUCAACUUUAGUGGCCCUCUUAGCACUGUGGUUUGGGGUCUCCGUGCCGCUUACAUUCAUUGGAGCUUACUUUGGGUUUAGGAAGAGGAUCUUAGAUCAUCCAGUUCGCACAAACCAGAUUCCACGGCAGAUCCCUGAACAGUCUCUGUACACACAACCCAUUCCUGGAAUCAUCAUGGGUGGAGUUCUUCCAUUUGGCUGCAUCUUUAUUCAACUGUUUUUCAUUCUGAAUUCACUCUGGUCUAGUCAGAUGUAUUACAUGUUUGGAUUCCUGUUCCUCGUAUUCGUGAUACUGGUGAUCACGUGCUCCGAGACUACGAUACUGUUGUGUUACUUCCACCUGUGCGCCGAAGACUACCACUGGUGGUGGCGAGCCUUCCUAAGCUCUGGCUCGACCGCAGGCUACCUUUUCAUAUAUUGCUGCCACUACUUUGUCACCAAACUCAACAUCGAAGAUGCCGCCUCCACCUUCCUUUACUUCGGCUAUACCUUCAUCAUGGUGUUUUUGUUCUUCCUACUUACAGGCACCAUUGGCUUCAUGGCGUGCUUCUGGUUCGUAAGGAAGAUAUAUAGCGUUGUUAAAGUCGACUAA